AUGGCAGACCGACGACGCAUUAAUGGCCCUGGAGGUAUCACAGUGGCACCUGUUUACGAAGCAGAUGAGUUUGCUGCUUCCACUCGGACUCGUGCUCCAAAUGGUAUCAGGUCGCAAUAUUUGCAGACUGGGGUGACCCCAUCCGCCUCUGGAUCGGCGUACCUAGAAAUUGAAUCACGGCAAGAUUCUAGCAGUAAGGGCAUGAAACUUUCAUGCACUGUUCAUGGGCCUAGGUCUCUACCUCGAUCAGCGCCCUUCUCCCCUCACAUGGUCCUCUCUACACAUGUCAAAUACGCACCUUUUGCAACACGUCAAAGAAGGGGUUAUUUACGCGAUUCUGCCGAGCGUGACUUAAGCACCCAUCUUGAAGCAGCUCUCAGGGGCGCACUCGUUGCAGACCGUUGGCCCAAGAGUGGAGUGGAUGUGGUUGUUACCAUUAUUGAAGGAGACCAAGCCCGCCAGGUAGCUGUGGAACAUGGAAGCGAGGAAUGGGAUAUGAUGAACGUGCUUAGUGGCUGCAUCACUGUUGCCGCCGCCGCUCUCGCGGAUGCUGGUAUUGACUGUGUCGAUACUGUCUCUGGAGGUGUUGCGGCUUUGGUGCCUGGGGCGGACAAUGAUGAACCCAUCAUGGUGCUCGAUCCAGUUCCUUCGGAACACUCGCAAAUACUCGCAGCUUGCUGUGUGGCCUAUCUUCCCUCCCGGGACGAAAUCACAAAUCUCUGGCUGAAGGGAAGCUUGCCUUCAUCAGAUGCCAGUCUGCAUCGCGACCUUGUCGCCCGUGCCGUACAUGCAAGCAAAGGAGCCAACCUUGCAGUAGCUGCAUCACUCAAAGAAUCAGUCAUCGCGGGUUGA
Messenger RNA from Fusarium fujikuroi IMI 58289, 852 nucleotides. RefSeq names its product related to 3' exoribonuclease family protein. NCBI's taxonomy places the organism in Eukaryota, Fungi, Ascomycota, Sordariomycetes, Hypocreales, Nectriaceae. Gene Ontology annotation, cellular component: nuclear exosome (RNase complex); nucleolus; cytoplasmic exosome (RNase complex). Gene Ontology annotation, biological process: U4 snRNA 3'-end processing; nuclear mRNA surveillance; poly(A)-dependent snoRNA 3'-end processing. The record is from RefSeq and is a predicted model, not a curated record. The transcript has 2 exons. Bases 1 to 852 code for a protein of 283 amino acids.